Molecule: messenger RNA, 906 nt
Organism: Corticium candelabrum
Lineage: Eukaryota; Metazoa; Porifera; Homoscleromorpha; Homosclerophorida; Plakinidae
Exons: 1
Coding region: 1-906 (301 amino acids)
Source: RefSeq, a predicted model, not a curated record
AUGAAAAGUGAAUUUUCGAAUUUCUUUUCUCCUCUGCAGCAUGGAGUGUCGACAGAGGUAGGAACAGAUCUUCUCUUACACCAUAUCCAGAUUCUACUAGAAGCCAACAGUGACUGGAUUGCUUUGAAGACUGAUGCUAAAAAUGCCUUUACUUCAAUCCACCGCUCCCAUUUGCCGCAACAAGUGAUGAAAUCUUUUCAUAUCUUGACAAAUCAUGUCAUGCAAAUGUAUUCUGGGUUUUGUUCUCUGGUCUUCCUACAGUACAACGUCCCAGUUAUUUUGUCAUCUAAAGAAGGCAUCCAUCAGGGAGAUCCUCUAGGACCAGUUCUGUUUUCUUUAGGCAUACAGCAAACCCUGGUUGAUUUGCAAAGCAAUUUCCAAGCAGUAAGAGUGCUAGCUUAUCUUGAUGAUGUUUUCUUAGUUGGACCAGCAAAACAUGUCCUUGAUGCCUUUUCCACUCUUCAACCUGAAUUUUUCAAAAUAGGAUUGGAAAUACAGGAAGCAAAAUGUGAAAUAUACUGUUCACACGACAAAGAAGACACCUCUUCUGAAUAUACCAUACAUGUUUCAAGUGAAGGCAUUAUGAUACUAGGAACACCAAUUGGGAAACGUGAAUAUGUUGCACGAGCAUGUUCCACUAUUGCAGAAAAAAUGAAUGAUCUUUGUAGACAGCUUGUCGACUUGGAUAAUGUGCAAGCAUCCAUGUUGCUUCUUAGAUACUGUCAUACCACACGGCUAAAUCACUUAGCAAGAGGAACAAGUCCAGAAACACUGGAACAGGCAGCUACUAUCCACGACAAGCAAACAAAGUCUAUGUUCUCUCGUUUGCUAGGAAAUGUUAACAUCAGUGGAAAUAUGUGGAACCAAGCAAUAUGUUGCCAGCAAGACCAGGAGGAUUUGGUAUGA